This is a messenger RNA of Folsomia candida, 770 nucleotides long. RefSeq lists its product as uncharacterized. NCBI's taxonomy places the organism in Eukaryota, Metazoa, Arthropoda, Collembola, Entomobryomorpha, Isotomidae. The transcript is spliced from 2 exons. Bases 71 to 646 code for a protein of 191 amino acids. The record is from RefSeq and is a predicted model, not a curated record.
GAACUUGAAGAGAUCUCUUUGCUCCCAAAGUUUUCAAAUUUUCAAAAUUUUCUUCUCCUUCCUUUUCAAAAUGUCCCAUCAGAGUUUAAAGUUUUUCCUGGUUGCCAUCUUCGCGGUGGGAUGGACGUACGGAGCUGCAGUACCGGCGGUGGUGGUGGGGGAGAAGCGUGAAAUGCCACAGGGGGGUCCAGGGGGAUAUAGUGGGUAUGGGAGUGGGUACGAGAGCAGUGGGGGUGGAUAUGGGGGAGGAUCUGCGCCUGCGCAGCAGCAAGCACCAGGGUACGCCAUGCAGCCACCCAUGCAACAGUAUGGAGGCACACCCCCCUAUACGAAUCCGGGAUUUUCCGUGCAAACGGGGAUUGAAGGAUAUUUGGUCCCCAACUCGCAGUUUGGCAUCCUCCCCUGGGGCAUGGAAGGUGUCGUCGUCGUGAUCGCCGCGGUCAUCGUGUUCAUCGUCAUUUCCGUCGCUAUUGUCGGACUGCUCGCGUGGCUGACGGGUUUCGGGGAGUACGCGAUCGUGAAGGAAUCCGCGAGAAACCUGCUGCCCAGCCGGAUCGAUUUCGAAACCAUCACCGACGUGACGAACACCGUGCUGGACGCGUUGGACAAGUAUGAUGACCUCCAAAUGCAAAAGUUGACCAAGUGAAGGCGGCAUCCUGAUUGAUAUUUAUUUACUUAAUUAAGAAUUAAUUAAGAAUUAAUUAAUUAACCUUCACAAGGUGCCUUCUGCUCGCUAUUUAUUGAUUAAAUAUGGUACUUAUUUAAUUAAG